CCACCACAAUCAGCAGCAGCUCCCAGUGCAAUGUUUAAAAGCCAUUAUCAAAACUCCACUCCAAGGAUUGUUAUGUUGCUAUCUCUUCCGCUCUUGUGUCCAAAUGGUCACCCUGUCGUGGACUUACGAUCACCCCCGCACUGAAUGAAGCCUUAGGCCAGUUCCUUACCCCCACCUUGGACAAUGAAAAGGUACCUGGUCAACCACACCUAUGCCAACUAUCAGAGCAACAAGAUGGACGAGCUCGGCGACGUAUAUCGCUCGAUGAACCACUCGGAGCGCAUGAUGUGCAAGAUGGAGGGCUACGUGUGCAAGCGCACACUGUGCGACGUGACCCUGAUCGCGGGUCAGAAACGUAUCCCUGCCCACCGGCUGGUGCUCAGUGUCGCCUCCGACUACUUUGCUGCUAUGUUCACCAAUGACGUCCGUGAAGCCAAAAUGGAUGAGGUGAAGAUGAAGGAUGUUGAUGCUGAUGCACUAAGUGCACUUGUGCAGUAUGCAUAUACAGGUGAGUGA
Molecule: messenger RNA, 516 nt
Organism: Octopus sinensis (East Asian common octopus)
Lineage: Eukaryota; Metazoa; Mollusca; Cephalopoda; Octopoda; Octopodidae
Product: kelch-like protein 4
Exons: 2
Coding region: 184-516 (110 amino acids)
Molecular function (GO): protein binding
Source: RefSeq, a predicted model, not a curated record